Messenger RNA from Vitis riparia (riverbank grape), 1423 nucleotides. RefSeq names its product dof zinc finger protein DOF5.6. The coding region runs from base 123 to 1049 and encodes 308 amino acids. The transcript is spliced from 2 exons. Gene Ontology annotation, biological process: regulation of DNA-templated transcription. The record is from RefSeq and is a predicted model, not a curated record. Lineage: Eukaryota; Viridiplantae; Streptophyta; Magnoliopsida; Vitales; Vitaceae. Gene Ontology annotation, molecular function: DNA binding; DNA-binding transcription factor activity.
AUCCAUCACCCCCUCAUCCACCCGAGUCUCUCUCUCUUUCUCUUUCUCUACAAUUCACACUCGGUAGCAGCGGAUCAGUGGACAUGGAGUGUCUUUGAAUCCUUGGGUUUCUUUAUUCAUUGAUGGGUCUAACUUUUCUACCAGUUUGCAUGGAUUCAUCUGAGUGGCUACAGGGAACGGCUCACGAGGAGAAUGGAAUGGACUCUUCUUCACCUUCCGGAGACAUGCUCACUUGCUCCAGACCAUUGAUAGAGAGGAGGCUGAGGCCACCGCAUGACCAAGCUCUCAAGUGCCCAAGGUGUGACUCAACACACACCAAGUUUUGCUAUUACAACAAUUACAGCCUCUCUCAGCCAAGGUACUUCUGCAAGACUUGUAGAAGGUAUUGGACUAAAGGGGGCACCCUCAGGAACAUUCCUGUGGGUGGUGGGUGCCGAAAGAACAAGAAGGUUGCAUCCAAGAAAUCAAAUGAUCAUUCAAUUAACCAGAACCCGGGACCUUCCUCACAUAAUCCCACUGAUCUUCACCUCUCAUUUCCUGAGGUGCAGUUUUCUCACCUCUCCAACUUACUUGGGAGCCAUGGGGGCCUUGGAAAUCAUAGUUUCAUGGAGAGCAAGUACAAUGGUAUGCUUGAAAAUGCUAGACCAAUUGAUUUUAUGGAAGGUAAGUUUGAAGCUAUAGUCGGAAGUUCCAGGAACCAUGAUUUUAUGGGGAAUUGUGAGUUGGGUAUGGGUGGACUUGGAGAUAUGAGUCAUGGUGGGUUAGCACCAAAUUUUCAUGGCCUUUGCUCUCCAUUUGGGGUCACCCUUGAUGCAAACGGUGGAACUUUCAUGGACACUUGCCAGAGGUUAAUGCUACCAUAUGAGGGAAACGUGGAACAAAAUGCAAUGGACGUGAAGCCAAAUACCAAGCUCCUGUCCCUUGACUGGCAAGAUCAAGGUUGUUCUGAUGCUGGGAAGGACUCAUUUGUGUAUCUCAACAGCCUUGGUUCAUGGAACGGCAUGAUGAGCAAUGGUUACGGGCCAUCAACCACAAACCCACUAGUCUAAACUCAGCUAAUUCAAGCAGCAGUACUACUUCUCGAUCUGCAAUCAACUGUUCUGAAUUAUCGGCGAUAAAACCAAUUAGUCUAGGAUUAUCCCACUACUUCUAAGCAUAUAUGCCUUUGAUGGAAAGGCUCUUUUUUAUCACGUUUCUUUCUGUUAAGGUGGUCUGGAUCAAUUUUAAUUGACUUUAACAAGCAGGAGUGUGAAUGAGGAACUUGAAAGUCCACAAAUGACUGCCUUAUGUUCCUUUGUUGUUAAAUUUGGCGUCGUUGUUAAAGAUAUUCAAAGUUGUAAGAUUUUGUUGCCAUACCGAGAAAGAUAUUAUAGGGCUUUCUUUUUUACGUCAUAAAAGAGUAGUCUUCGUACUACAUAGUCUA